AUGCUGCUGCCGCUGCUGCGGAGUAGCUGCUUCCCUUCCUCCUCCCCCGGCGGCGGCGGUGGUGGCGGCGGCGGUAGCCGUAGCGGCGGUAGCGGCAGCGGGGAGGGGGGCGCAGGAAGCCGCCCGGCGGAACAGCUGCAGCGCGGGCCCCCGGGGCCGCUCGAGCGCGGAGACUUCGAGCCGGGGGCCGACCCCCUGCGCGCGGCUGAGACCGAGGCCAAGGCCGAGGGGGCGCCGGGGCCCGGGGCGCGCGGCCGGGGGGCGGGCGGCGGCGGACGGCGGGCCGAGCGGGAGCCGUAUGCGUGCAUGGAUCCGGGCGCCGCGCUGCAGAGGCGGGCCGCGGGCGGCGGCGGCCUGGGCGCGGGCUCCCCGGCGCUGUCGGGCGGCCAGGCCCGCCGGAGGAAGCAGCCCCCCAGGCCGGCCGACUUCAAGCUGCAGGUUAUCAUCAUCGGCUCCCGCGGCGUGGGCAAGACCAGCCUGAUGGAGCGCUUCACCGACGACACCUUCUGCGAGGCCUGCAAGUCCACCGUGGGUGUUGACUUUAAGAUCAAAACUGUAGAGCUAAGAGGAAAGAAAAUUAGACUACAGAUCUGGGACACAGCAGGUCAAGAGAGAUUCAACAGCAUUACCUCAGCGUAUUAUAGAAGUGCCAAGGGGAUCAUACUCGUGUAUGACAUCACUAAGAAGGAGACGUUUGACGACUUGCCCAAAUGGAUGAAGAUGAUUGACAAGUAUGCUUCGGAAGAUGCAGAGCUUCUCUUAGUGGGAAAUAAGUUGGACUGUGAAACAGACAGAGAGAUCAGCAGGCAGCAGGGUGAAAAGUUUGCACAGCAGAUAACUGGGAUGCGGUUCUGUGAAGCAAGUGCCAAGGAUAACUUCAACGUGGACGAGAUCUUCCUGAAACUUGUUGAUGACAUUCUGAAAAAGAUGCCUCUGGACGUCCUAAGGAAUGAGCUGUCCAACAGCAUCCUCUCGUUACAACCAGAGCCCGAGAUCCCACCGGAACUGCCUCCCCCCCGGCCACACGUCCGAUGCUGUUGAUUUGCUGCUUUGGAGACAAAGUGGAAACAAUUCCUGGAAGGGGGGGAAAACGUUCUAUUCCGCACUACAAUCAUUUUGACAAUUUCCUUUCGCACUUUGUAAUCCAAGUCAGAGCUAUACACUAACUUGUAAAUAUGCAAAUAAUGCAAUCCUGGGUAUGUUUUGGUUAUAAAUUACAUAUUUCCCUCCAAAUUAUUAUAUUUCAUUCAUUGCUCCAGUGUCUUGUGUACACACACUGGGAACGUAGUACUUCUAAUAUGAAGAAUGGGAGAAAUGAAAGCUAUAAUGUUUCUUAAAUACUUGUCCUUGUUAAUUAUAUUAUGAGGACAGAAGAUAUUGUGAUAAGAAGAGAGGACGUGGUGCUUUGCUUACUGUUUGAAAGGAAAUUUAUAAAACGAAAGACUUUUGGGGAAGAAAAGCUAAGCCAAGUGCUUUCUCUUGCUGACACGGCAUUUCCCCAGCUGUAGCAUCGCUCAGGCGUUGGAGUGUUCCUGCCACCAAGCCAGGCUGCAGCCAUAGCCGCCGUCACAGGUGACUUCCUGAUGUGACCCAGUGGCAGAGUACCGCCAGUGAGAGGGCCGGGUCUGACUUGGUCCCGGGGCCGCAGAAUCCCCGUGGUUUCCUGAUGGACAUCCCCCAUGCUUUUAAGAACUACAACGAUUCAGUAAAGAAAGAAGUGUUUUUGAAACUUUAGAAAAAGAUUUUAAAACGACGCUGCUGUCCUAAACAAAUCCUGUUUAAAGGAAUUUUUCAGAGGUUUUACUCUAUCAGAGAACACGGUGUGUUUGCCUAAGCAUCCUGUCCCUUUGUAAUGACGAGACUUCUCCCCUUUAUGAUGAGGCUUAUUCCUGUUAAGCCCAGACUGUGUUCGGUUUUCUUCCUUUAUUUUUUUUUUGGUCUGAUAAUGAAUUUGUGAACUCUUAUCUUUGGUAUAUCUUUUAUUAAACUGCACUGUUUUGUUUAGUCAAGGUAAAUAAGUAAUUAUGUAUUUGAAUAACUUGGCGUGUCUUGAGUGUUGUGGUAUGAGAAGCAUUGUGGUCUUUCUACACUAAUGAAGUGCAAAUAAAAUUUUGUAUUUAUGAAUGA
Lepus europaeus (European hare) is the source of this 2127-nucleotide messenger RNA. RefSeq names its product RAB12, member RAS oncogene family (gene RAB12). NCBI's taxonomy places the organism in Eukaryota, Metazoa, Chordata, Mammalia, Lagomorpha, Leporidae. The coding region runs from base 1 to 1041 and encodes 346 amino acids. Gene Ontology annotation, molecular function: GTP binding; GTPase activity. Gene Ontology annotation, biological process: Rab protein signal transduction; cellular response to insulin stimulus; protein localization to plasma membrane. The transcript is spliced from 6 exons. The record is from RefSeq and is a predicted model, not a curated record. Gene Ontology annotation, cellular component: synaptic vesicle; plasma membrane; endosome.